This is a messenger RNA of Saccharomyces paradoxus, 321 nucleotides long. It is a transcript of the gene HSP10, whose product is annotated as Hsp10p. Gene Ontology annotation, molecular function: protein-folding chaperone binding; protein folding chaperone; metal ion binding. Gene Ontology annotation, cellular component: mitochondrial matrix. The transcript has a single exon. The record is from RefSeq and is a predicted model, not a curated record. Bases 1 to 321 code for a protein of 106 amino acids. Lineage: Eukaryota; Fungi; Ascomycota; Saccharomycetes; Saccharomycetales; Saccharomycetaceae.
AUGUCCACCCUUUUGAAGUCUGCUAAAUCUAUCGUUCCAUUGAUGGACCGUGUCCUUGUCCAAAGAAUCAAGGCACAAGCAAAGACAGCAUCCGGGUUGUAUUUGCCAGAAAAGAAUGUGGAAAAGUUAAAUCAAGCUGAGGUUGUUGCCGUAGGCCCGGGUUUCACUGAUGCCAAUGGUAAUAAGGUUGUUCCUCAAGUUAAAGUUGGUGACCAAGUUUUGAUUCCACAGUUUGGUGGUUCUACCAUUAAAUUGGGCAAUGACGAUGAAGUUAUUCUUUUCAGGGAUGCUGAAAUCUUGGCCAAGAUUGCCAAGGACUGA